This is a messenger RNA of Cygnus olor (mute swan), 2107 nucleotides long. It is a transcript of the gene AGFG1, whose product is annotated as ArfGAP with FG repeats 1. The record is from RefSeq and is a predicted model, not a curated record. NCBI's taxonomy places the organism in Eukaryota, Metazoa, Chordata, Aves, Anseriformes, Anatidae. Gene Ontology annotation, molecular function: GTPase activator activity. Gene Ontology annotation, cellular component: cytoplasmic vesicle.
AUCUCCUUCUCUGAUCUCAUAAAGGUGUCGCGCAGGUUCCGCCCGGGCUCGUCAUCAGCCGCCCCGGGCCUGGCGCCGCCGCCGCCGGCCUCCUCCGCGCCGCCGUUCCCUUCCCCUCCCCUCCAUCCCUCCCCGCCCUCCCGCCGGGCUGCGCUCCCUCCCCGGCUCAUCGGCUGCCCUGCCCGCCCUUCCUCCUCUUCCUUCUCCCCCUUCUGCCCGCCCCGGUCCCUUUCUCCCGCCGGCCGGGCCCCGGAGCGCCGGCGCCCUCGGGGUGUGAGCGGGUCCCGCGCCGUGCCGGGCCGUCCCCUGGCCGGCGGGGCCAUGGCCGCCAGCGCCAAGCGGAAGCAGGAGGAGAAGCACCUGAAGCUGCUGCGGGAGAUGAGCAGCCUGCCGCCCAACCGCAAGUGCUUCGACUGCGAUCAGCGCGGCCCCACCUACACCGACAUGACGGUGGGCAGCUUCGUGUGCACCUCCUGCUCCGGCAUCCUACGGGGCUUGAAUCCUCCCCACAGAGUGAAGUCAAUUUCAAUGACUACUUUCACACAACAGGAAAUAGAAUUUCUGCAGAAACACGGAAAUGAAGUAUGCAAACAGAUUUGGCUAGGACUAUUUGAUGAUAGAUCAUCAGCAAUUCCAGACUUCAGAGAUCCACAGAAAGUAAAGGAAUUUCUACAGGAAAAAUAUGAGAAGAAAAGAUGGUAUGUUCCUCCAGAGCAAGCAAAGGUGGUGGCGUCAGUCCACGCGUCCAUAUCGGGGUCUUCUGCUAGUAGUACAAGCAGCACACCUGAGGUGAAGCCCCUCAAAUCUCUCCUGGGAGAAGCUGCACCUGCACUGCACUUAAACAAGGGCACACCUAGCCAAUCUCCUGUUGUAGUUCGAUCUCAAGGACAGCAGCAACAAGAAAAGAAACAAUUUGACCUCCUCAGUGACCUUGGCUCAGAUAUCUUUGCUGCUCCUGCUCCUCAGUCAACUGCAACAGCAAAUUUUGCUAAUUUUGCACACUUCAACAGUCAUACAGCGCAGAACUCUGCAAAUGCAGGUUUUGCAAACUUUGAUGCAUUUGGACAGUCUAGUGGCUCGAGUAGUUUUGGAGGUUUCCCCACAGCAAGUCAGUCUUCUUUUCAGCCCCAAAAUACAGCGUUCAGAACGCUUUCAUCUAGCUGCAGUUUUGGUGAAUUUACUUCAGCUUUUCCUCUUCAGGCUGUACACAGUGGAAGUGCUGGAUCAGUGAAUGCUAACUUUGCUCACUUUGAUAACUUCCCCAAAUCCUCCAGUGCUGACUUUGGAGCCUUCAAUGCUUCUCAGAGCAACGCAACAGCAACUGGAGCCAGUAAAGCUGCAGUGAAUAAACCAAAUCUUCAGUCAGCAGACAAAUAUGCGGCUCUGGCUAAUUUAGAUAAUAUCUUCAGUGCAGGGCAAGGUGGUAGUGAGCAAGGAAGUGGCUUCAGUACAGUAGUGUCAGCAUCAGGAGGUCCUGCUUUGUCAGCCCCAAAUCAGUCAAGUGCAUCUUCAGACAAGUAUGCAGCUCUAGCAGAAUUAGACAGCGUGUUCAGCUCCACAGCAACCUCUAGUAAUGCAUAUACUUCCACCAGUAAUGUCAGCAGUAAUGCUUUUGGAACAGUACCUGUGGCUGCUACUGCACAGACACAACCUGCAUCUUCAAGCGUGCCUGCUCCAUUUGGAGCAACACCUUCCACAAAUCCAUUUGUAGCUGCCCCUGUUGCCCCAGUGGCACCUUCAACAAAUCCAUUCCAGACCAAUAGCCGAGGAACAACAGCAGCAACAUUUGGUACUGCAUCCAUGAGCAUGCCUGCAGGAUUUGGAACUCCUGCCUCCUAUAGUCUUCCUACUAGUUUUAGUGGCAACUUCCAGCAGCCCACAUUCCCGACCCAGGCAGCUUUCCCCCAACAGACUGCUUUUGGUCAGCAGCCAAAUGGAGCAGGUUUUGCUGCAUUUGGACAGGCAAAGCCUGUAGUAACUCCUUUUGGACAAGUUGCAGCUGUUGGAGUAUCUAGUAACCCUUUUAUGGCUGGUGCACCAACAGGACAAUUCCCAACAGGAAGCUCAUCAACCAACCCUUUCUUAUAGCCUUAUAGACACUUUACCC